Molecule: messenger RNA, 3586 nt
Organism: Aaosphaeria arxii CBS 175.79
Lineage: Eukaryota; Fungi; Ascomycota; Dothideomycetes; Pleosporales
Exons: 1
Coding region: 169-3210 (1013 amino acids)
Biological process (GO): deadenylation-dependent decapping of nuclear-transcribed mRNA; nuclear-transcribed mRNA catabolic process, nonsense-mediated decay
Cellular component (GO): P-body; cytoplasm
Molecular function (GO): manganese ion binding; RNA binding; 5'-(N(7)-methylguanosine 5'-triphospho)-[mRNA] hydrolase activity
Source: RefSeq, a predicted model, not a curated record
CUCCCAUCAGUCAAACAACAACGAACUACUCGUACCUUUCAAUCCAUCACUAUCACCAAUAUCACCCCAUAUACAUACGGCCAUAAAAGGAACACCUCCUACCUCCUCUUACUCAAUCUCAACUCCCGUGCCCAAACGGCAUGCCAGCGCACGAUAUCACAUCCAAACAUGACAGACAUAGACACAGGCACCUCCAAAAUGCAGCUGGUUGACUGGCUCGAUGACCUAUGCGCUCGCUUCAUCAUCAACCUCCCCCACGAAGAACUCCUCUCCGUCGAGCGAAUAUGUUUCCAGAUCGAGGAAGCUCAAUGGUUCUACGAGGACUUCCUCCGUCCCCUCGACCCUUCCUUGCCCUCAAUGAACCUGCGCCGCUUCGCCCUCCUCAUGUUCCAGCACUGCCCGCUGUCCGCCGCAUACCCUCAAUCUCUGCAUGAACAGGCCUACGACAACUUCCUCGCCUACAAGACCCGUGUCCCCGUGAGGGGUGCAAUCAUGCUUAACUCCGACAUGACCCAUGCCGUGCUCGUCAAGGGUUGGAAAAAAGGCGCAAAGUGGAGCUUCCCUCGAGGCAAGAUCAACAAAGAGGAAGCCGACCUCGACUGCGCCGUGCGCGAGGUCUACGAAGAGACUGGCUAUGAGUUGAAGGAAGCUGGCCUCGUGGGGCCCGAAGACCAGAUGAAAAAAAUCGUCGUGUCAAUGCGCGAGCAGGAAAUGAUGCUAUACGUCUUCCGCGGGGUCCCAAUGGAUACCUACUUUGAGCCCCGAACCCGCAAAGAGAUUUCCAAGAUCGACUGGUACAAGCUCACCGAUCUUCCCACUCUUAAGAGGAACAAGCACGCACAGCAAGGAAAUGCGCAGGAAGGCAUCAAGGACAAUCACUUCUACAUGGUCGCCCCCUUCCUCGGUCCCCUCAAGGCUUGGAUCAAGCAGCAACAUCGGCUUGACAAACAAAAGGCGAAGUCUGGCCCCGGCGCACAACAUUUGGCCCCUCCCGUCCCGGCUGCUGCCACAGAUACCGAGCUCGAGGGGGAUCUGGGAGAGACAACGGCGGAUGAAGCGGCCGUUCCCGAAGACAACCUGGCCGGCCUCCUUGCUAAACUGGGCGGUCGCGGUCAUCGAGCGAGCGAUGCGCUGCCAGAGGUUUCCGAUCAGGUUGGAGAGCAAGUCACGGUAGACCCAGCUGCCGAACUCAAACGUCUGCUCAGCGUGGGCGCAGGCUCAGGUCUACUGGUACAAUCGCCGCCCGUGGAGGCUCCCACUCAAUCCAAUCCGCUGCUAGCUAUGCUUCACGGCAAUAGCAAUCCGGUUGCCCAACAGCAGCCUCCCAUGACACCAUUUGAUCAAUUCAUCACGCCCAUUCACCCUCAGAGUCCCCAUGGUCAGCGCCAUCCUCGCCAACCCCACCUUGACCAGAUGGCACCUCCGCCCCCUUAUCCCCUUAACUCCCAUCAAAGCGCGCCUCCAUUCCGUGGUCCCCAACAUGUCCACAUGCCUCAUCAACCUCAUAGAGAGUCUCAGGCGCCCCAGGUGCCCUUCCGCGGCCAAUUCGUGGCGCCGCCUCCUUCCCUCCCGGACAACCCUCCUUACCCGGUCGGAAACCCCAAUGUCCAACAACUUUUCGGCCAACAACCGCCGCGGCCCUAUCAACAGACUGGCGACCCCCAGUUUGCACAUGCGUCUCAGUCCUCGAAUCACCAAGGGCCACGAAUACCGCAGGCCACCGACUUGCCUGCGCCGAAGCUCACAGCACACGCAUUGGGACUACUCAAUUCCUUCAAAAGUCAAGAGAAGCCGCAUCCACCUCCACACCUCCCACCGAGUAUUGUUCAUGAAGCUCCACAAACACAGCAUCAGCCACCAGUUUUGCAUCACCAGGACUCGAUCAGCUCCCCUCCUCAUAUCUUAUCUCACCCUUACGCUCCAAGUCCACCCCCCUUCCAGUCUUCUCCGCCCAGUUCAACCUUCCAGCCCGUGCAGCCUAAGCCGAGGAGUGCACAUCAAGACUCUUUAUUGAACCUCUUUCGGUCGCCAUCCUUGACCGCCGCAACCCCCGAGCCUCCCAAGACGGAUGAAGCGCUUGUCGAAUUGUCCGCCAUGCCCACUACGCCUGGACAUCCUGCAUUGCCUGCGGAGCCUCAGCACAAGGGCCCACCGGCACCUAUCUCGGCCCAUCAGGCAAAUCUUCUCGCUGCGUUCGGACAAAAGCCGAACCACCCAGGAGUUACCACAGCUACCGUUAGCGGGCCGGUGAACGUACCUGACUUUGAGACCAUGAAGAGGAACACACACCUCAAUGACGCAAACGGGCACGGCCAAUCGCGCGGUCCGUCGCCAAAUCAAAGGAAGAGUGCCGAGCAAAGGCAGUUCAUCCCUCAGCAAAUCCUCAAGCGUAACGAUACGGUGGUCUCCCGAGAGAGCCCCUCCGAACUUGGCCCUCCCAGUAAGCAUGCGAGCCCGUCCACUUCGAAUGUCUCGACCCCACAGGCUACAACAUUCAAGCCACACAUACUGCGACGUCCUCAACCAAGUACAUCUCCAGCUCCGCCCAGUAAUCCAAAUUCUAACCCUCUUCUUGCCCUCCUUGGACAGCAUGCAUCGCCUCAACCUGCUCCGGCACAGCUUGCGAAGACGCCUCCCGUGCCAGCCGGACAAUUGGUUAACGAUCGUCGAAAUGUGUUGCCGACGGACCAAAAAAGCGCACUUUUGUCCCUGUUUGGACAACCACCCCGGGUCACAGCGUCGCCAAAGCCAAUAUCAACCAUUCCGGUUCCGCCUUUUGGUGUAUCCAAUCCUCCAUCUAGCAUCACUAGCCUCUCGGCGAAUUCGCCUUUGCCUGGCAGUCCCGGCCCGGCUGGCAAGAGCGCUCAACCUCCCACUCCUAAGAAUCUCAUGUCAGGCGUCAUCAGCCCCGUCAGUCCACUCCCAGGGCAGGGCAGCCAAAUGAACAGCCCGGCGAAUGCCGCAAGCCGAAGCCGAAUCUCCAGCAUCGGCGAGCCAGGGCCUACGAACAUUGUAGUUCCGCCAGCCCAAAGCAAUAAUCAUCUUAUCGAGGAAGGCGGACUCACCAGUUCAGGACCUCCAGGUCUCAGCGACAGACUCGGGGCUAUCAAUUUAGACAAGGGAAAGGUCAGAGCCACCAGCCCUUCCGCCACGGACAAGAGCUUCCUUCUCGGUUUCUUAGAAAACGUGGCGAAGGGCAGCGGGCGGUGAGCGGUGCACUACGAUUAGAUAACUCUUCAGAGUUUUAUGGCGAUUUUUCUUAGGUGGAGUAGUGGCAUAAUUUUGGCCGGAUUCAUUGCUCGGAGUUUUUGCUUAGCUGGGGUCACGUUUAUUCAUUGGAAGCAUUACGGUGGUGAAUGGUAUCUCAUAUUAUUUCAUGAUGGAUUGGGAUUAGGAAUCAGGGAUCAGGGAUGAACGAAUUGGCCACCUAGGAACAGUCUAGGGCAUGGGCAUCUCGUCCCCCGAGCGUUGGCCUGGGGUUGAGGGGGAAUCGUGAACGACUAUUAUUUUGGGAGGAUCCAGGUAGAACCCUAUAAGUCAUGCAUGCUCAUGGAGCCCACGAAAAAAAAAAUAGAAAUACAAACUC